ACACACUUUCAUAUCUCACUCCUCACACACAAAAUCUAUCCACUCUUUCUCUCACUAAAACUAUUCCAACGAAUUAUGACUCGUCACUAUAGAUUCCUCUCUUCCGUCGCUAACUCAUCUUCACUUGACCAAACAGCAGCACAACCACCAGAAGCCGUCAUCGUAGAGUCCGAUUUCGUCGUCAUCCUCGCCGCUCUCCUCUGCGCUUUAAUCUGCAUCUUAGGCCUCCUCGCCGUAGCUCGCUGCGCCUGGCUCCGCCGCGGAACAACCUCCACCGUCCGCCGGAACCCUAGCCAGCCGGCGGCGAAUAAAGGAAUGAAGAAGAAAGUAAUUGAAUCACUACCGAAGUUUGUUUACAAUUCAGGUAAGGAAGAAAUUGGCGGCAAAAAGGUGUCGUCCGGCGAGUGUGCGAUCUGUUUGGCGGAAUAUUCCGACGGAGAUGAGGUCCGUGUUCUGCCGCAGUGUGGACAUGGAUUCCACGUGGGAUGUAUUGAUGUGUGGCUGAAUUCGCAUUCUUCGUGUCCGUCGUGUAGGCAGAUGUUGGUGGUGACUCGGUGCCGGAAGUGCGGUGAGUUUCCGAGUGGUGUCGCCGGAGAAAGUUCGAGGGAGAUGGAACGGAAAGGUGGACGGCAUGAUAAUACGUCUUGUGAGAGUGAUUAUUUACCGUGAUUGUGAUUGUUUACCGUUUGGUUUAAAAUAUGUGGUAUAGACUGUAGAAUCUGGAAAUUAAUUGUUGAUAGGGUGUUAUUUUUUUCUGAUCUAAUUUCUUUUUAGAUUACUUUGAAUUAAUCUUUUCAAGUAAAAUUAGGAUGACAGUUACAAUCAA
Messenger RNA from Helianthus annuus (common sunflower), 826 nucleotides. RefSeq names its product RING-H2 finger protein ATL80. NCBI's taxonomy places the organism in Eukaryota, Viridiplantae, Streptophyta, Magnoliopsida, Asterales, Asteraceae. The record is from RefSeq and is a predicted model, not a curated record. The transcript has a single exon. Bases 76 to 669 code for a protein of 197 amino acids.